Molecule: messenger RNA, 1382 nt
Organism: Elaeis guineensis (African oil palm)
Lineage: Eukaryota; Viridiplantae; Streptophyta; Magnoliopsida; Arecales; Arecaceae
Biological process (GO): ERAD pathway; ubiquitin-dependent protein catabolic process
Cellular component (GO): VCP-NPL4-UFD1 AAA ATPase complex
Molecular function (GO): polyubiquitin modification-dependent protein binding
Source: RefSeq, a predicted model, not a curated record
UCCCAUCGCUCGUCAAAUAUUCCCCUUGGACUCCACGUUCCUUUCUCUUCUCUUCCGCGCCGUAGGGAAGACCCUUGACAAAAUAUUCUCUCACCGAGCGUUGCGGAUGACCCAUUAUGUAUUUUCUUUUAGGAUCAUUGGAGGGCUAAGUGCUCGGAUCUAGGCAAAAUGUUCUUCGAUGAUUAUUAUGGUUAUCAUGGAAGUUCUUUUGAGCAGGUGUACCGUUGUUAUUCUUCAUCUUUUAUUGAUAAGCCCCAGCUGGAAAGUGGUGAUAAAAUUAUAAUGCCUCCCUCUGCUCUUGAUCGACUGGCAUCCUUGCACAUUGAUUAUCCAAUGUUGUUUGAACUCUAUAAUGCUGCCACAGAACGAGUUUCACAUUGUGGAGUUCUAGAGUUUAUUGCAGAGGAAGGCAUGAUCUACAUGCCAUAUUGGAUGAUGCAAAAUCUUCUUUUACAAGAGGGAGAUACUGUGCGUGUCAAAAAUGUGACCCUCCCUAAGGGUACCUAUGUGAAACUGCAGCCUCACACACAAGACUUUCUAGAUAUCUCAAACCCCAAGGCCAUCUUGGAGACAACUUUAAGAAGCUUCUCCUGUUUAACUACAGGUGACAGCAUCAUGGUAGCUUACAACAACAGAAAGUACUACAUAGAUAUUGUCGAAACAAAACCGGCCUCUGCCAUUAGCAUUAUUGAGACAGACUGUGAGGUGGACUUUGCACAUCCACUUGAUUAUAAAGAACCUGAACAACCGCAACAACCUUCAAUUCCUCCCAGCCAAGCACCAGAUCAAGUUUCAGAUCAAGAGGCUGAAGUUGAUGCUGAACCAAAAUUCAGUCCCUUUACUGGCAUUGGAAGGCGGUUGGAUGGAAAGCCUUCAGAGUACCAAGAGCCGGCCAUCUCUUCUACAGUAGUGAAUUGUCAGAUGGAAGCACCAAAAAAUGCAAAACAGCACUCGACAACAUCUACUUCACAUAGUAGUUCUGCCCAUCAAUCCGUGGGAAAGCUAGUCUUUGGUUCAAAUGCAAACCAUGCUCCCAAAGAAACACCAAAGGUUGCUGCAAAAGAAACAAAGGCAGAGCCUCCCGAGAAAGAAGAGCCCAGGUUCCAGGCAUUUACUGGGAAGAGUUACUCAUUGAAGGGCUAAUUAAUUGCUCACUUAUUGUCUUUUCAUGGAUCAGAAGUAAUCAUUUUCACAGAAGCGAUCUCUUUUAUUUUUUAUUUUUUGUAUAUCAAGGCUUCUCUGAUAAGAAUAUGUUUUCACGUUGAAACCUUCUAAAACCUAGGAGUGUGAAUUUACUUAUCCACAGGUAGUCCGUAAGUGAUGCAAUUGCACAGACAUUCCAGUCUAAAUCAGUUUUUUAGUGGUUUUCUAGUAUUGUGAAU